Centropristis striata (black sea bass) is the source of this 3004-nucleotide messenger RNA. It is a transcript of the gene popdc3, whose product is annotated as popeye domain containing 3. The transcript has 3 exons. Gene Ontology annotation, cellular component: sarcolemma. Bases 127 to 1014 code for a protein of 295 amino acids. The record is from RefSeq and is a predicted model, not a curated record. NCBI's taxonomy places the organism in Eukaryota, Metazoa, Chordata, Actinopteri, Perciformes, Serranidae. Gene Ontology annotation, molecular function: cAMP binding.
AAUCUCCCUGACAAGUUGUCCUCGGGUGAGCUGCUGUUAGUCAUUGUUUCUCUGAUCUCGGCGUUGACUCUGAGACCCUGGGUGACAGUGUGAAGUGUGCUGCUAGUUUUAUUCACUUUUACAGACAUGGAGCCUCCUGAUUUCGAAGCCAUGAACUUUACGGUGGAGCCGGUGGCCUCACUUCACCCGUUAUGUGAGGAAUGGAGAGACACCACGGAGGGCUCCGUCUUCCAUCUCGGCAAUAUUUUCCUUUUCCUUGGUUUCAUGGGCGGCAGUGGCUUCUACGGACUCCUCUACCUGUUCACCUUUCUGACUCUGGGCUUUUUCUGCACCACUCUGUGGGCUUGGACGGACUCCUGCACCACAGACUCUUUCCUGUGGAGUUUCGCACUGUUCGGGGUGUGUUUGGGACAGGUCCUGCAUGUUGCCUAUCGACUGAGGAGCGUCUCAUUUGAGAAGGAAUUCCAGGAGCUUUACAGCUGCAUGUUUCAGAAACUGGGAGUGUCGCUCACACAGUUUGGAAAGAUAAUUGCCUGCUGUGACGGAGACAUCCACACCAUACAGAGGGACCACUGCUUCGCCAUAGAGGGAAAAACCGCUAUAGACAAGCUGUCUGUGCUGCUGUCUGGCAGGAUUCGAGUGACCGUUAAUGGAGAGUUUCUGCAUUACAUCUACCCCUUCCAGUUUCUGGAUUCACCUGAGUGGGACUCUCUCAGACCAUCAGAGGAGGGUGUAUUCCAGGUCACCCUGCGAGCUGAUAACCCCUGCCGAUAUGUGGCGUGGAGGAGGAAGAAACUCUAUCUGCUUUUUGCUAAGCAUCGCUACAUAGCUAAGAUCUUUGCCCUGGUUGUGCGAAAUGACAUCGCAGAGAAGCUGUACUCCCUUAAUGACAAGGCUUUUGACAGUGCUGGGCACCGAUAUGAUCUCCGCCUACCAAGUCACAUGCCAGCGACCGAAUUAGAAAGAGCAGAUGCCUUCUUGCAAGUGCCGGUACAGGGGCCAAGGACUGCCUGAACACACUCAUGUACAUACACCCACACUGCUCCAAGUCAUACACUCACACAGACCUUGCAUGUCAGUUAUAUCGGGCAAAGUGCGGUAUUAUCUGUACCAUCUAGAGUGAGUGAGUUUCAAGUGAUAAAAUCUGCCAAUAUUACCAUUUCAAUCCGGUAGGUGGAGCCAGAGGGGAACAGUGGGACUGACUACCCAUGGCCUGCUGUCAAUUUUCUUUUGAUAUACUGUUUUAUAAAAAUAGUUAAUGCUCUAAACAAGAGAAGGAAACAAUUUUUUCUGAAUACGUUUUGACAUAGCGAACAUUUAACUCACGACUGAUCAGCUUUAAGACAUAUUUUCUCUCAUGGGCGGCCAAAGUUGUUGUUUAGUCAUUGUUGGGGAGGGUGGCCCCUAAUGGACCUAAAAUAAAAAAUAAAAAUUAUAACUUUCAUGAGUUAGCUAAAAUAGUCUGAAUAAACAGACAUUCACAAUUACUCUGAGUCUGUCUCAGAGGCCCCUCUCACCCCUACUAAUUGCGUAAAAUGGUUUAGUCCGCCCUGUGCCAGUCCACUGGAUUGACUGUCAUCAGAGUGAAUCUGCAGCACCAUGUCUGCCACCCAAAAAAACAAAGUCAGGGUUUAAAAAAACAAAAGAAAGAAAGGAUACAGAAAGAAAGUCGAGGGAAACAGCUUUAAAGUAGUUUCUUUCAAAAGGAAAGUAAGCACAACAUUUAUAGUUUUUGAAUGGUUUAAGAUAAUACCAGUAAUUUAGAUUUAAGGCAGUCAGCCAGCAGGAGUCUACCUUGGAUUAUAUUUGCCUUUUAUACAAGUUUAUUAUAUUCAUAAAUUACCCAGCAUCAUAGGUACAAUCUCAUAUCGCAUUAUAAAAAUAAAUAUUACCUCAGGGUAAAAUCAGUCUUUGGAGCAAUAUUUAGCUAAUUUCCAAGUGAGCCAGAGUAUCAUAUUUCAUAUCAACAGAUACAUUACAAUCUCUGGAUCCACAUGACUUCGCCAGUUUUAAAAAUGAGCCUGUUAAUGCCCUACAAACACUAUAUUAAAUUUCAAGUGUGAUUAUUUCCAUUUUUUGUUUUUGUUUUUUUAUUAUUUCCAGUUCUGGUAUUUCUAGUUUAUAUGUUUAUCAUGUUGAAAAAUCUUAAAUCAGAUUUGGUUUAUUUUCGUUAUUUUGUCAUAAUAAAGACUAUUAUGUUAGUUUAUUAAAACCAAGGAGGCUGAUUUUAUUGAACACAGCCAUAUUUUUAUUGACUGUGAAUUCACAUUUAUAAUUGUUGGGAAAAAUGGGAAUCUUCCAUGAAUUUUAGAAUAUCUUGUUUAGUUUUCCAAUCCAAUCAACUGUAUUUAUUGAGAAUAUUUAAAAAAAAACCCCAUUAAAGUUUAUCAAGGUGUGACACAGUGAAUAAAAAGCAGAAAUAAAAACAUAAAUAUAUAAAACAUAAAAGCACACAAUAAAACGAAAUACAAACAUAAAUGCAUAUAUCUAAAUAAAAGCAAAACUUUAAGUAUUUGAUGUAGGAUGUAUUAGCUCCUUUGUGUUUAAAGGUUAUAUGGUAACUGAAAUAACAAUUGUGCAUGAUUGACCUGGGCUGUGGUGAUGGGGCCCAAUGAGGUAUCUUUUCAUGCUGUCCAGAACUCCUCGUGGAGCUGGCAGAGCUGUCAACAUGGUGUGUAAGGCCAAGAGGAUACUCACAGGGACUACUGUGACAUCUAAGACCAGGGUUAGGUGACAGCUUCUGAAGUAGGAAGACUGGACAGCCUCCAACUUGAACUCAAACUUUGUUGUGUCACCUUUUCCACCUGAUAAAAAGUAAUACUGCUUGUUUCACUGCUGAAUUUCAAGCAUUGUUUACCUAUGUGAUGUGGUCAAUUUUUUUGUAAGACUUCCAUGUUGUAUACUAAAUUUUUACACUUAUAAAAAAAAUCUGUUUCAAAUAGUUUAAAUACCAGUGCUGCAAUAUUUUUUUAAGAAGGGCAAUAUUCUAAACAAUUUUAUUUUC